AUGCGGGAGCUUCUCGCCUCCAGCACCACCUCCUGCCUCAGCUGCUACCUCCCUGGUCUGUUCCUACCAAGGGUUAAGUUCUUCCAGGACAGUUUCAUAUAGGACCACCUUCUUCCCGACACCAGCUUCUGUAAUUAUGUCAGAGCCGUCAUCGAUGUCAUGUGUACUUUUCUGAAGGAGAGAUGCUUCCAAGGCGCCACCCACCCUGUAAGGGUCUCCAAGGUGGUGAAGCCAGUGAGCUUGUUCCCCUUAGAGAGACCAAAGAACCCCAGAGAAGGGCUGGGGUGUUAUCUAAGUGAAGCCUCCAUUACAGGCCAUGUCAGCAUCUACUGCAAGCCCGACCCUGAGAUCUACAGACGGCUCAUCAGGAAGUGCACAUUCCUGGGCAAGGAGGGUGAGUUCUCCACCUGCUUCACAGAACUUCAGAGAAACUUCCUGAAGCAUCGUCUGACCAAGCUGAAGAGUCUCAUCUGCCUGAUCAAACACUGAUACCAACUGUGUAAGGAGAAGCUGAGGAAGCCGCUGCCCCCACAGUAUGCCCUGGAGCUGCUCACAGUCUACGCCUGGGAACAAGAGAGUGGAGACACUGAGUUCAACACAGCCCAGGGCUUCCAGACAGUCUUGGAACUGGUCACCAAGCACAGGGAGCUUCAAAUCUACUGGACAAUUUAUGACUUUCAAGAUCAAGACAUCUCUAAAUACCUGCAAAGACAGCUCACAAGAGCCAGCCCUGUGAUCCUGGACUCGGCUGACCCAACAAGGAAUGUGGCUGGUUCCAACCCAGCGGGAUGGUGGCUGUUGGCAGAAGAAGCUGUGGCCUGGCUGAAUUACUCAUGUGUUAAGAAUUGUGAUAUGUCCUCAGGGUGCUCCUGGGCUGUGUCGCCUCGAGUUCCUGUGCCACCCCAACAGGUGAACGAGAACAGGAGUUCGUUCCUUCAGUGA
Molecule: messenger RNA, 942 nt
Organism: Alexandromys fortis (reed vole)
Lineage: Eukaryota; Metazoa; Chordata; Mammalia; Rodentia; Cricetidae
Gene: Oas1
Product: 2'-5'-oligoadenylate synthetase 1
Biological process (GO): regulation of ribonuclease activity; defense response to virus; negative regulation of viral genome replication
Cellular component (GO): membrane; nucleoplasm; cytosol
Molecular function (GO): double-stranded RNA binding; 2'-5'-oligoadenylate synthetase activity
Source: RefSeq, a predicted model, not a curated record